GAGAGCCAACAGAAUUUGAUUGCAAUAAUUAGCUAUAGUACUGUACAACAACCAGUGCCGCAUUCAGCAAGCGCGCAGGCGGGGGGCACGUUCGCCGUGGUCCACAACAGCAUAAGUAAACGGUCAGUUUGGAUUGCACGCCGUCAGGAGCAGCGACCCAGUGAUAGACAAACGGCUCCAUGAGGAUGGUGGCACAGAACCGUGCGAGCCAACAGCCGAUGUGUGUGGGCGGGACGAGCAGCGUCGGCGAGCUCAUCGAGCAUGCUGAGCUUGAGCUGCAUCUGUGGAGGCAUACCCGGGGCGCACGAGACAGACGAAGGCCCAUUCGAGCUGUCCGACGUGUGCGAGGAUAUUGUUGGAACGCGCGAAGCCAGACGUCGGGUGUGCGAGUGGUCCGUACAUGCGCCGCGCGAUGCGCAGACGGGCUGGAGUUGUGAGGAAUGGGUGGGCUGGACGCGUGAAGCAUGGGCGGGUUGGACAUUCGAUGCCAACCCACGCAAGGCCGGAAGCAGUGUUGGGCGCGAGUUGAACGAGGGCGGCAGUGCAGGUAAGGAUGCAGGCAGCGAGGGUGUGCGAGAGGCGAGGGUAGCCGCGGAGAAGUCGGAGGCCGCGACGAUGGCGUUGGUGCAUGGGAGGACGGGAGAGGAACAUUGUGGGCAGCAGCUCACCUCGCUCUGCCGCUACGGCCACCUGUCCGUGUGCGGCCUGAAGCUCGCCGAGUUCAAGUCCUUCAUGUCGCUCAAGGGCCUGCACCCCGAGGAGUGCCGCAAUGUAUGGAUCCUGCGCCGCGCGGAGUGGCAGGUGCGUCGGCGGAUGGAGAAGAGUAGUGAGGAUGUGAUGAGCGGAGCCGCUCAAAGACUUCCCGCCUAAGAGGAUGUACAUACCCUCUGGAACCGGCUCUCCGAGUAGGAGUGAGUGCAGGCGUGAAUGAACAGAUGAGCGGGGCAAGUGUGGGGUUGGACGAAUGCAGCGGGCACGGGUAUGGAUGAGCAGGCGCGGGUGCUGCACGACGAGCAUGAGCAUGCAGGGCAACUGCUCGGCGUGCAAACAUGCUCGACAAACAACACCCAGUGGGAAAGGAUGUAGGUACAGGCUCGCUAGUAGUUGUAGUCUACAAGAACAUUGUCGUACUGUUACAUUCAAUAUUGCAAUGUUCCU
Molecule: messenger RNA, 1158 nt
Organism: Rhodofomes roseus
Lineage: Eukaryota; Fungi; Basidiomycota; Agaricomycetes; Polyporales; Fomitopsidaceae
Exons: 5
Coding region: 262-870 (202 amino acids)
Source: RefSeq, a predicted model, not a curated record